Desarmillaria tabescens is the source of this 2074-nucleotide messenger RNA. Its product is annotated as caspase domain-containing protein. The record is from RefSeq and is a predicted model, not a curated record. Bases 337 to 1629 code for a protein of 430 amino acids. Gene Ontology annotation, molecular function: cysteine-type endopeptidase activity. Gene Ontology annotation, biological process: proteolysis. NCBI's taxonomy places the organism in Eukaryota, Fungi, Basidiomycota, Agaricomycetes, Agaricales, Physalacriaceae. The transcript is spliced from 12 exons.
UCAGCACUACUGUUGACGCGCGCGGCUAUUACAAACCUUACGUAUAAUUCUAGGUAGUUCUCCACCUUGGUUCCCUUCUGACUUUUGCAGUGCAAUCCUCAUCCUGUGGUCUUCCAAUGAUUUAACAAAUCCUAACUUGUUGAUCUACCGCCCUAGCACUGCAGCGCCCAUCUUUUUCUGAUAUUCAUGCAACGUUACAGCCCAUCGGCAUCAGCGCUGAUCGAGCAAUCUCAGAAACCGGUGUCAGAAAUCAUUAUAUCAGCGCGGGUCCAGGAACCAGGCAAAUGUGAAGUUUGAACCUUCCCCUCCCCCUCUCUAUCUCUCAUCGCUGUGGGCAUGAAGAUUAUCAAACAUCGAGGUCCAAGGCGCCCAUACCAAUCACCAAUUGCCGAGGAGCCUCCAUGCAAAAAAGCAUUACUGAUCGGUAUCAAUUACAAGACAGGCAAGGAUUCUGGGAGCGGCCAGUACGAACUGCACACGCCCCAUCGCGAUGUUUAUGACAUGAGGGAUCUUCUCAUCAAACAUUAUGGCUAUGACGACGCGAACAUCACCAUGCUAUUGGAUGACGGGAAAUCCGCCGAGAAACAACCCACGCAGUCAAACAUCAUUCGUGAAAUCAAAAAACUUGUUAAAGACGCAAAAUCUGGCGACCGUUUCUUCUUUCAAUACUCCGGUCAUGUCGGACAAGUGGAGAAUAAGAACAACAGCGAAGAGGACGGGAUGGAUGAAUGCUUGAUUCCCUGUGAUCAUAACAACGAGCAUAAUCCGAGAAUGAUCACGGACAAUGAGUUACGGCGGCAUCUCGUGGAUACUUUACCCAUCGGAAGUAGCUUGGUUGCCGUUUUUGAUUCCUGCCACUCCGCGUCGCUCUUGGAUCUCGACCAUUUCCGUUGUAAUAGAGUUUAUGUCCCUUGGAUAUCCAAAGGCCGCCGCAGGUCUGACUCUAUCUGGAACCGUAAUGGUAUGAAUCUUGAUAUCAAUCUACAGUCCCGCCCUCUAAAUACCGACCGCACAGUGCGACGCCAAGCCAUGCUAAACAGGUCGGUGUAUCAGACGAAACGCGUCAGUAGGAAGGUUGUCAAGUCCAAGAAAACCUCCAUCGGGAGAAUUGCGGACCCAAAUGUGGAUGUUCAUAUAAAAGCCACCCGACGUCUGUCAAUCAAAUCGACUUUCGAGAAAGAUGAUAGAUGGCUGGAUGAUACAGAGUUGUCACCUAUUCCCCGAUGUGAUUCUCCCAUUGCAAUAUGGCCCUGCGAAGGCUUUUGCCAGCCUUCCGACGCGGAAUUUCCACGUGUGAUAUCUCUGGGGGCUUGCAAAGAUGACCAGUUAUCUUGGGAAGACAGCAGAGGUGCUUCAAUGACUCGAGCUCUUAUCGAGAUCCUCAAGAAAGAUCCUCACCCAUCGUUGAAAGACCUCAUGACGAACGUCAGCCACGAAGUACAUAAGGCUUCUUUAAAUGUGCACAAGGAGGUUAAGACGUACAAGAAACGCAUGAAGGAGUGGCGCAGAGCUAAAGAAAGGCGAGGCCAAAAAGCAGCCGUAUCUGUGUCGGACGACGUGCCAGUCCUGGAGAUGGACAAUUUCCAAGAUCCACAGGUAAGGGUUCUGGACUGCCUUUCUAUUCGAUAAUCUCAUUUGUAUGCUUCGAUAGCUCUCCAGUCACCAACCCCUGGUGUGUUCUCUUGCCUUCUUCGUCUCCAUAGAUUGAUUUCCUAACCUGCUUGCUGUAGGAUAUGACUACCCCAUGGGACCUAUGACACUAUGUUUGGACUUCGUAUGCAUAACUUAUUACCCCAAGUGCAACCACAUCGAUUAUUUAACUUCAUAAGCUAUGAAUCACAUAUCUUAAUCUUAUCGCAUUAAAUUACUUAUAUAGUAUGUUGUUAAAAGUUCAUUGUAAAUAUACUAGCCAUGUUCAUGAGCAGUAGUGAGAGUGGAGGAUUGUGCGUUGAGCUGUUAACAUCCUUGAGCUUUAUAUUCGUGGUAGUAUUUGGCAAUACAUCAGCUCGACGGUUGUGGGAUUUAAGGCUUACGAAUCAGCGAAAGCUCACAUCAACAUGAUGGUAAAGGGAGC